GACAUUGUGAGUUAUGUAACUCAAGUGAGGUUAAUAUAAAGCGUAUUAUUUUACAGAUUGAGUGCGUGUAUAGGUAAUUGAACCGAAGAACUCGCGCUCUAUAGCAAUUAAAGCUAGCGACUUAGAUAUCGCGCUAGUUAUUAUGCUUUGCAUACAUUACCAAAUGGAUUAAUUGAAAUUAAACAACAUUUUUUUAUGUGAUUCUCUGUAUGAGAGCUUUUUGUGUCGUAUUAUCAAAAAUAGAAUAAAAAAUAUCGACGAACCAACAUGCGAAAUAAUAGAUUUGCUAGCAAAUUGCAAAAUAACGACCGAAGCUGACGACGAUCGUUCAGAAGUUGAAUACGCCGAAAUACAGGAAAUGGGAACUUGGCAUUCCACACCGCUGGCACAUAGGCAUAAACCUAAAAUAUCUUUGACAUGGGUGCUCAAGGAUAAUAUUAAAAAAGUCGAAAAGAAGAGCGAUGAUAAAAAGACUUUCAAUUACGCUGAAAGACCAAAAUCGAAAUGUGUUGACAAAAUGUAUGCCCAAGAAAGAGUGGUUGGACGUAACGAAUAUUAUCAUAAUAUGAGAUUUAAAAGCGCUUGUGACGAAUUUAAUGGUGAAGCCUCGUAUUCAGAUACGAGUGUAGGAUCAGACGAGUACGUAAGAAGAAAACAUAGACACAGACAUCGGAGAAGAAAGAAAAGUAACAAGUUUGGUUACGAUAUAAGAGAUCUCGACACGUUUUUGAGUGAGGCCUCUAUUGAUCGUCCAGGCAACAUUCCUGUAGUCAUAGCUUUUCCAACUACCCUCUAUCAGACACAAAAAGGUCUUCAGCGCGAGCUUAUCCUGCCCUUAGGAACGGUCGUUAAUGCUGUUUUUAAGAACCAGCAAUGGCUCUAUACCCAGACGCCACAUGGGGACGAGGGCUAUGUUAUGUACAGUUCUUGCCUUCCUUUGGGAAUACUACCAAAUAGGUCGUCUCUUCAAAAGAAAAUGCCAUGUUGGGAAAGCAGUACCGAUAUAUACCCGCGUCCUUGUGGCAAUCUCACAGAUAACGAAAAAGAACAACUCCGCAGCAGAACUCGUUCGGAAAGCAGAUAUCGUCCUAGAAGUCGCAGACACAAAAUGUCUUGUGCCGAAAAGGAUUUCGACAAUUUAUAUCUCAAAACUAAAUCUGUAUCUUCGAACAUUGAUAAGAUUCAAAAUACAGAGAAUUUUGACGUUAAAGAAAAGUGCGAAAGACAAACUUUGCUGGUCGCAAACAGUGAUUAUAAAGGUGAAAUAUUGAAUAGAACAGUGUCUGUGAAAAAAGGGGAAGUAGUUGUGUUAAUGCAAAGUGGAGGGGAGACUGACGUUGAUUUAGAAUGGUUUUAUGUGAGAAAGAAGGAUGGUAAUCAGGGAUUUAUACCGGCUGCUGUGGCUGGCCAUGGUUACAUAUAAACAUUUUGUCACACCAUUAUCGUAUCUAUAUAUGUUCAAGUUAGCCACACAUGAAAUGUCAUACAACCCGGCCACGUAUUGCUGUAACUGCUUAUACGUUGAAUUAUGUAAAUGUUUACCUUAAAACCUCCGAAACGAGCUGACUGUACAAACUUUACCUCAAAAUGUACAAUGGGUUUUGCGUGAUGCGCGUUCAAAAAAAACAGCAAGAAAAUUGUAAUAGAAACUUAUUCAAAAAAAUCUUUAAUUGUAAUCAUUUUUUGGCUUGUAAAUAUCCUAUCGAAUAUUACGAACAAAUGUUAAUUUGUUUGAAAUGCGAUAAAUAUUCUUCAUUGAUAUGUCAUCUUAAUUUGAACACUGAGU
Molecule: messenger RNA, 1786 nt
Organism: Vanessa atalanta (red admiral)
Lineage: Eukaryota; Metazoa; Arthropoda; Insecta; Lepidoptera; Nymphalidae
Exons: 4
Coding region: 359-1423 (354 amino acids)
Molecular function (GO): protein binding
Source: RefSeq, a predicted model, not a curated record